AUGGUGCUGUGGGAGCUGACGCUGGCGACGGCGUAUUUCCUCGGGCUCAAGCGCACGUACCGCUUGGCGCUCAGAAUUCAGAAGAAAGUGCUUCUCUCGCGACCCGGGAUUCGCGAUUUCGCGAAGAGGCGCACGCGAGCAGUGUUCCGAGUGGCGCUCACAGCCGUUGAGACCAUCCAGAAGAGGGACAUCGAGAUUGGUCGAUCCGUGGGGAACUUCCUCCUCCGCUUCCUCGACCGCAUGAAGCCCUCGGCGCACAUCCGGGGGGAUGGACCACACAUGCCGGGGGGUUCAGCAGGAGGUGUUCAUUCAAACCAUAGUUCCGUGCCAGGGGGUUGCACAGGGGCCACUGGGACCGUUUCAAAGCACAUUGCGGGAGAAACAGAGGGUACUAGUGCGUCUGUUGCGAGGCACGCAGCACACCCCUGCUGUUGUCACCCCUGCUGUUGUCACCCCUGCUGCGUUCUCUUGCAUGCCAAGAAUAGUCCAACCGCUGCUGGCAAGUCCUCCCAGAUGACCAACGUGAACCGCUGCAAACAGCAGCUCAAGCAUCGGUUUUGA
Messenger RNA from Closterium sp. Yama58-4, 561 nucleotides. The record is from the annotation of a GenBank genome assembly. Lineage: Eukaryota; Viridiplantae; Streptophyta; Zygnematophyceae; Desmidiales; Closteriaceae.